CGUGCGCGCGAGGGAAUGAGUUGAAUGAGGGCAACUUUCCGGAAAGCGUCUAAGAUGGCGGCUUGUGAGGUGCGGGAGGGCGCUGCUGCGGGUAGUCCGGCAGCUUCCUCGGAGACGGUGUUGUACCCGCAGCCAGACGGGAGGUUAUUUACGCCGGAGUUAGGCUGCGGAAAGCUGAACCAGUCAGCAGGAGUCAUGGGAGGAAGUUCGCACCAGGAGACGCCUCUUCCUCCUCAGGCCCUUGGAAAGAAGGCAGGGCAAGCCGUCGCCCAAGAGGGGUCGGCGGCCCACCGGCGACAGGCGGCUCCUGACUCCCCGCUCGGAGACCAUGGGCUCUCCUUGCCCUCGGCCCAGGAGAGCGGCCGCCUCGUGCCUCCUACCGCCCUCCCAGGGCAGUGUUUGUUGCACGCAGCUGCCUCCGCCUCGCUGUCGGAGUCCCCGCCUGUCUCCAGCAGUAUCCUGCACAACACGGCGCAGCAGCUCCAGUGUGUGGCCCAGCGAGUCGCCCUCCAGCAGGGCACAGCCAAGGCGGCCGCCGUUGCUCCUACCAGGCUACUCUUGCCCAAACAACUUGAAACUAUGCAUCUCCAAUUACAGCCUGAGCAGGCAAAAGAAAAUGAAAGCCCAGCACUAUCUUUUGCAUCAGUUCAGUCUAAAAAUGUUGCUAUGGCCCAACCAGUUGAGAAGAAUUCUAGGGUUUUAGGGCUCCAUGUUAUCAACCCUCAGAUUAUUCGGAUACAGCCCAUUACAGGAACUGGAUCACAUCAGUUUUUCUUCUGUAAGUCUUCAGAUCCGACAGUUCAGCUACUUCUGCAGAAACCUGCUCAUUCCCUUGGACAAGUAUCUUUAAAUAAAAUAACCACUCAUAGAAUAUUAAAUGAGCAGAAAAACAAAUCUGUUAGAACAUCUGCUGCAGAUGCUUCAAAUGUAACUAUGGGUUCAGCUCAUUCAAACUCCUUUACAAACCACGAGAAGAAGCAAAAAGAGGAAAAGCUUAAAAAAUCCUUGAAGGUGAAAACUCGUUCUGGGCGGAUUUCACGCCCUCCCAAAUACAAAGCUAAGGAUUACAAAUUCAUUAAAACUGAGGACUUGGCUGAUAGUCACAAGUCUGAUUCUGAUGACUAUUCUGAGCUGAUUGUAGAAGAUGAUGAAGAGGGCAAGGAAGUGCCUGCAUUAUUUGGUUCUUUGAACUCUGAUCUGAGGCCAAAAUUGUUUAAAUGUCAAACUUGUGAAAAAUCCUACAUAGGAAAAGGAGGAUUAGCUCGGCAUUAUAAACUUCAUCCAGGUCACCAGCAGCAAGAAUCUUCUCAAUGUUCCCCUAUAAAUAGACCUCAUAGAGUGGUGCUGCUGGAGGACACUGGAAAGGCAUAUGGUGAAAGUAUCCAUCAGACCUCUUCACAGACAACUUCUGUCACUUUAAUAAAUGAAAAUGCACUAGCCAUAGACUUGGAAAAACAGCUUUCUACAGAGAGUGGACAACAGUGCAAAAGCUAUAUCUUCCUUCUUAAUUUCUGGGUAUGCUCUAAGUCUGGAAGGGAAAAAGAAAGCUCCAUGAUUGAGUCUACUACAUCUGCAGAUGAUGGAAUAUUUGCAGAACAACAAAACACCCAGUUAUUACAUGUGGGUCCUGGAAGACCCAGACGACCAAGAAGGCGUGGCCGACCAAAGAUGGCCGAAAGAUCAAGGUAUACUGGAAGAUUUAACAGACCUGGUCAGUUCUCUUCCAAGUCACUUAAUAAUAUAUCAGCAGAGCACCACAGUGUAAUUAAAAGGAAAGCUAGGCUAAAAGAGCUGAUUCAGCAAUGUGGCAAUGAAGAUUUCAUGGAGUUGGCUGUUCCACACUUUACAGCUCUAGUUACUGUAUUUGAAUUCCUGCUGAUGAAGGUGGGGAAAGACUAUCCAGCAAGAGCAGUCUUUCCAGAUGUGUACAGGGAAUUUGAAGAUCUGCAUGCUAUGGUGAAGAAAAUGUGCCAAGAUUAUUUCAGCAAUCCUGGACUAAGUGAGCCUCUGCAAAUAAAAAACCACAAGGUGGCCGAAUCACUCGGAAUUACAGCCAGUCUUCUCGGGACACAAAGGAUUCAAGCAGACUUGUCCCACAAAUGUAUUAAAACUACUGGUGAGCACGUAUUUACAGAGAUGUCAAGACAGAAACGAGCAUCCGAGAGUUCAAAUGAAAUAUUACUAUUUUCAAAAAAGGCCAGAGUGGAAAAUCUGUUGGAGGAUGUGAAUACUGAUUAUUCGAGUAACAGUGAAACGAAAGAAAGAAGUCAUGCAAGUGAAGGUUUUACUCCAGAAGAGAGUGGUGGUGUGAAUAAUUGCUCUAGAAACAGAUUACUGGAAGAACAACCAGAAUUACUUAAAUUAGAAGCUGCAAAUUAUUGUGCAAAUCCAGAUCUGCUCUGCCAUCACAUGGACGUGGCUCAUGAGAGCUUUGAACCUUCAGAUCAUUCAGGUAGCCCAUCUUCAUGGAGUGAAACAUUACCAACUAUCAGGACAGAAAGUGCAGAAGAAAAAAUUGUGGAAUCAAACUCAAACUGGAACACAGCACGCAGGCAACAUGAGUCUGAGUUACAUUACUCUGAUGUAUCGAGUCAGAAUCCUGACUGCUCAAUGCAUGAAAAAAUAUAUAAUGAAAAUUGUAAAGAUUUUCUGGAGGAAGAAAAUCAGAACUUUAAUGAUGACACCAACUCUGAACAAAUUCAGUGUUCUUAUAAAUCCUUAUUAGCACCUUGUCUGUAGCUCAUCCAUUUGGGUCUCCAGCAGAGAGUGGUUCCUCAAUAGGAGGUUGCUUUGAAAACUCUUGGCAAUUCAAUUCAAGGUGAAAUUUACUUGUGGGUUAAAUAGUAUGCUGGACAAAACCGGAGAUUGCAGUGAAAACAGUGAUGUUUGAGGAUUAUGGAUGAGAGCCAUUAAUUCUUCUCUUGGACAUCAUUCAAGCUUCUGAUGGGCUUAGCUUGCUUCAUUCUGGUGCUGCUGUACUGUUGAACUUAUUGUAUAAAAGAAUGGUGGUAUUAUGCAUAUUUGCACAACUGAUGUUCUUUGGGAACUGUGGAGGAAUCUUUAGUAGUACAUAAGUAUGAUAGCAACAAACUAUAAUGAAAUUGUAAAACAGCUCAUUCUUUAAAUGUAUAUAUUUCCUAUUAAACAUUGAAACAUCUUA
Hemicordylus capensis (graceful crag lizard) is the source of this 3160-nucleotide messenger RNA. RefSeq names its product zinc finger protein 839 (gene ZNF839). The coding region runs from base 25 to 2739 and encodes 904 amino acids. The transcript has 9 exons. The record is from RefSeq and is a predicted model, not a curated record. Lineage: Eukaryota; Metazoa; Chordata; Lepidosauria; Squamata; Cordylidae.